Molecule: messenger RNA, 1144 nt
Organism: Saprolegnia parasitica CBS 223.65
Lineage: Eukaryota; Oomycota; Saprolegniomycetes; Saprolegniales; Saprolegniaceae
Exons: 7
Coding region: 7-1071 (354 amino acids)
Molecular function (GO): protein binding
Source: RefSeq, a predicted model, not a curated record
AGCGCGAUGACCACGACCCACGCGACGCGGGACACGGAGCAGCACGCCGAUUGCGUCGAGAGCUGCGCCGUCCCAGGCCUUGAGCACCUCAUGGCCGUCGGCACGUACCAUUUGACCAAGCAUCCGGCGGCGCCCGGCGAGACGCCGCUGCCCGACACGCGCAGCGGUACCGUCCGGCUGCAUGCCUUGGCGCGCGACGCCAACAACGCAGUCACUGUGACCGACGUAUCGACGCACGCCAUGCAGAGCGGCGUCUUUGACAUGAAGUGGUCGCGCGACCGCGUGUACGAGAAGGCGCUGCUGGGCCUCGCGACGGCGGCGGGCACCCUCGAGCUUCUCGCAUGGUCCGAGGAGGACCAAGCGCUGGUGCCGUAUGCGACGACGCCUGUCUCGGACACGAUGUUUUUGUCGCUGGACUGGAACAACCGCGUACACGCAACGCCCGACCCCAAGAUCGCCGUGAGCCAAUCCAACAGCAACCUCUCGGUGUGGCAACAGACGCCGUCGGGCCUCGAAGCCAUCCGCGAGUGGCGCGCCCACGACAUGUUUGGCCAAGACAUUGAAGUGUGGAUCACGGCGUGGCAUGCGCAUGCCGAGAACGUGAUCUACUCGGGCGGCGACGACGCUGUCUUUAAAGGAUGGGACCUGCGCAUGGACCGACCGACUUUUCUCAAGCGCGACGUGCACUCGAUGGGUGUUUGCAGCGUACAGUCCCACCCGCUCGACGAACACUUGGUGGCCGUCGGCAGCUACGACGAAGCGAUCACGCUCUGGGAUGCCCGCCAAAUGUCGAUGCCGCUGUUGCGCCACGAGACGGGCGGCGGUGUCUGGCGUCUCAAGUGGCACCCCGAGCAAAAGACGUGGCUCCUCGCGGCCUGUAUGCACAACGGAUUCCAGAUCCUAAACAUGUCGCCAGAAAGCUCCGAGACGCGUGUGCACUACACCAAGCAAACAUCGCUCGCGUAUGGCGUCGACUGGUGGUAUGGCGAGCCGUCGACGCGCACCGUCGGUAGCGGGUCGUUCUACGAUCACUCGUUCCACGUCUGGUCGGCCGACGACUUGGUCGUUUAGAGUCCCCACCUCAAGCAUAUACUGUGUGCAUGCUCGUCCUAGACGCUUGACCUUUGAAUCGAUUGCCUGAGAA